GCUGGUAGAGGUGAAAUUUGUUGUUUAACUAAAAAAAAAUUAUGACAAAUAUUCAAAUAUUUAAUUUUAAAUACGAAUCAAAAAUUUGAAAUUUUUUAAUAAAAAAAGAUGCUGUGAUCACAUAAAUCAUUAGUUAUUACGUGAAAAAUAUAUAGAAAAUUUGAUCAAAAUAGCAAUUUGGAGCACUAAUGAAAGAGAAACAAAGGCAAAACUAUUAUGAAUGGCUGAUGGGAUGAAUGGUUUGUUGAUUGGAGUGGUUGGUGUCUUUCGAUUAUGAAUUUGCAAAUUUUGCCAACAUUCAACGCUCGUCUUUAUUUCGAUUAACAUCGUUUCGUACGGACGUGUAAAGAAGAAAUGCAGUUAAAGAUAUCUAGCUUCACUUCUAUUUUAAUAUUUGCCACAUUUCUAAAAUGUUCUCAUAUCGCAAAUUCACAGGAAAUUAUCUAUGUGCCUAGAACACAACUUUUGGCUCGUUGGCCAUUUUUCGGUGGUUUUCGUAAUAUUUUACGGGUAGUUCGUCCUAAUGUUCAUGUGGGUAGAAAAUCGGAUUUUCGCAGUGAUUUUGAUGAAAAUUAUGUUAAUUAUCAUGGUGCUCAAAUGUGGAAAAUCAUUUUCAGUCAGGAUUUGAAUAAAAAUAAUAUUAGCCGAACGGAAGAAAUGCAAAAGUUUAUUGAAAAGUAUGGCACAGAAGUUUGGAAUAUUAAUCAAGAUGGUAUUGAUGUAUUAAUCGAUUAUAAGAACACAGCUAAAGCUAAGGAAUUUAUGUCUAAAAGUGAUUUUACCUAUAAUAUAAUGAUCGAUGAUUUAGAAGUGGCUAUUGAUGAAACCUACAUAGAAGUUAAUGCGACAAAUCCUAAAAUGCCCUGGCUUGAUAGAGAAGGCACCAUAAUGAAUUGGAAUCGUUUUCAUGAUAUCGGUGAUAUAAAACAAUUUAUGCAAUAUAUUUUGGAAAAUUAUGGCGAUAUGUCUGAGAUAGUACAAAUUGGAGUAACAAACAAUAAAAGACCUUUGGAAGUAUUGAGAAUAUCAAAUGGUGAUCCCAAUAAUUGGGCGGUAUUUAUUGAUGCCGGUCUACAGGGUCGUGAUUGGUUAAGUCCGGCUGCUGUUACAUUGGCCAUAUCAAAAUUAACCUAUUUAUGGGAUAGUCCAGAAUCGGAAAUAAUUCAUCAUAUUGAUUGGUAUUUCUUGCCCGUAGCCAAUCCUGAUGGUUACCAGUACUCACGUAUAACCGAUCGUUUGUGGACUAAAAAUCGUCAUUUCGAUACGAAAACAGGUUGUUUUGGUGUUAACUUGGAUAGAAAUUUCGAAUAUAAAUGGGGUGGUUCAGGAUCUUCGGAAAAUCCUUGCAAAAAUCUUUAUAAAGGAGCUAAAAAGUUCUCGGAACCCGAAACGCGCGCUAUUAGAAAUUUCAUGUUAAAUAUGAAAGAUUAUUUGGGUGCCUACAUUUCAUUUGGAGGUUAUGGCCAGGAAAUAGCCUAUCCCUGGGGUGAUGCUGACUUUGUUACCGACAAUCAAAGAAAUUUACAUAAAGUUGGUCGCAAAGCAAUGGCGAAUUUCCGCAAAUUGAAUCAGGCAGAAUAUCGUGUAGGUUCCAGUUAUCGCCUUAAACUUGCUCGUGCUGGCAAUUCUGCCGAUUGGGUUCAAUAUCAUAUUAAUCCUCAAUAUGUGUAUAAUGUUUUCCUUAAAGAUCAGGGACGUUAUGGUUAUUUAAUGCCUCCCCAUUAUAUUGUGGAAUCGGGUGAAGAAGCUUAUGAGUUUAUGAAAACUAUAGCAUUAGCAUUAGACUAUCAUAAUUGAAGAAGUAUUUAUAAAGUAUGAAUGAAUAUUUUUAAGUUUAGUAAUUAAGAUAAUUUAUUUAUUGUGAAUUAUUUAUUUG
Lucilia sericata (common green bottle fly) is the source of this 1876-nucleotide messenger RNA. Its product is annotated as carboxypeptidase B-like. Gene Ontology annotation, biological process: proteolysis. Gene Ontology annotation, molecular function: metallocarboxypeptidase activity; zinc ion binding. The transcript has 5 exons. NCBI's taxonomy places the organism in Eukaryota, Metazoa, Arthropoda, Insecta, Diptera, Calliphoridae. The record is from RefSeq and is a predicted model, not a curated record. The coding region runs from base 355 to 1797 and encodes 480 amino acids.